Messenger RNA from Vitrella brassicaformis, 1600 nucleotides. NCBI's taxonomy places the organism in Eukaryota, Vitrellaceae. The record is from the annotation of a GenBank genome assembly.
CUGUGUGUGAGUGAAUUCAAUCAAGGGGGACGCGACGCACGAACUGAUCAAAUGAGGUGAAGCGAAGCCCUGGGGCUGAGCGAGUCCAACACACACACACACAUCAUGAUCCGUCCGUCCGUCCAUCAACCAUCACUUGACAGAUAAAUGGCUCUGCACAGGUGGCCGGCCGGCGCGUCACUAACAUGACCACAGCCAUUCAUUCAGCGCACACCAACACGCGACACACAGCGGGGACACAGACCUCUCGCCAGUCAGUGAAUGAGUGUGCCGAUGCCCGACUUGGUGCAGAGCUCCAUCAGCACGGCGUGCGGCACCCGGCCGUCCAGAAUGGCCACCCCACCCACACCCUUCUCAACGGCAUCCUGCGCCGUCCUGACCUUGGGGAUCAUCCCGCCGGAUAUCGUCCCGCCACCUAUCAGCCCGUCCAGCUCGCUCACGUGGAUGUCAUCAAUAAGACAUCUCUCGCCGUCGAGCACCCCAGGGACGUCCGUCAGCAGGAGGAAGCGCGCCGCCUUGAGCUCGGCCGCAAUGGCCCCCGCAGCCGUGUCGGCGUUGAUGUUGAAGGUCUCGCUCUUCUCGCCCACACCGAUUGGCGCCACCACAGGCACGUAAUGGCUCUUGCAGAGGCUGCGCAGGAGUGAGCUGUCGACGCGCUUGGGGGUGCCGACGAAGCCGAGAUCGAUCUCCUGCUGGUUGCCGUCGUCGCCCACAACGGUCUUGGUGAGCUGUUCGGCGAUGAGAAAAUGGUCGUCGCGCCCCGAGAGCCCCACCGAGCGGGCCCCUGCUGCCUUGAUGUCACUUACAAGGCCCUUGUUGACCGCUCCACACAGGACCUGCACACACACACGUGACGCGAGAGCUGUUUGUGGUCGGUAUGGGUAUCUGUGUUGUAGGCAAUCGAUUGGUAUCGGUUUGGCUGGCUGGCUGACCAUUUCGGUGACCCUCAGUGUGUCGGCGUCGGUGAUGCGCAGCCCCUCGACUCUCUUGGACUCGAUGCCCAGCUUCGUGAGAGUCUCGCUGAUCUGUGGUCCGCCCCCAUGCACCACCACCACGUUGACACCCGCCUGACGAAGGGCAGCCACAUCUCGGCAGAAACCCCGCUUGAGCGCAUCGUCCGUCAUGGCGUGGCCGCCGUAUUUGACCACCACAAACUGAUCUGGACGACGGCAGGGCGACACACGCUGAUGAGUUGAAUGAACGAAUCACCUACCCACCUCGGUACUUUGACGAGAACUCGAGAAACUGGCACAUGACCUCUGCUCGGAUCUCGGGCGUCAGCCGCUUGGCCUCUGCUUCCAAAUCAGACAGCGACGGCGCGUCAACGGCAACACUCGCCGCAACCACAGCCUGAGCCUGGGGCGAUGAAUCAACUCGCGCCCGGACAAACGCACCGCGACCUGAUGAAUGCACGCCUCUCAAGGCAGCCGAAGAUGGCGACGGCCUGACGAUGAAGGCAUUGCAAAGCCCCGUCCUCAACGCAGAGGAGCAGAGCAAGAUGCCCAGCCGGAGGCAUCGAUCAAACAGGGAUGCACCCCGGGCAUUCGGCCGCCUUGCCGCCCGUGCGGCACCCACUGAGGACACCUCCAUAUUGAGCACC